Raphanus sativus (radish) is the source of this 1391-nucleotide messenger RNA. RefSeq lists its product as uncharacterized. Gene Ontology annotation, molecular function: microtubule binding. Gene Ontology annotation, biological process: microtubule cytoskeleton organization. The transcript is spliced from 6 exons. The record is from RefSeq and is a predicted model, not a curated record. Lineage: Eukaryota; Viridiplantae; Streptophyta; Magnoliopsida; Brassicales; Brassicaceae. Bases 226 to 1221 code for a protein of 331 amino acids. Gene Ontology annotation, cellular component: cytoplasmic microtubule.
AGACGUCUCUCUUUCUCUCUCUCACUCGUUUUCUCGCAGUUCAAAUUUCAUUUCCUUAAUUUUAGAUAUCUAAGGUCGGCGAUAUUCGUGUCCACGGCGUUUCGCUGCUCCGCCGUCAGUUUUCCUACUCAGAGGCUGCCACUGCUUGAUUCGCCGGUAACUGUCUUCACGUAUGUGGCCACUAAUACUUUACAAGAUUUGAGUUCUCUUCCUGUAUCUGAGAAGAUGAGUGAAUGUAAAGCAAGCUUAACUAAGCCUUGCGUUGGGAAAUUGAAUGGAAAAUCUGAAGAUAGACCAUUACCAAGCUCUGUGGUUUUGAAUCCCAGUGUUGUAGAAACAGAGAACCCCGAGGCAGAGAUAGCUAUUGUGGAAGUUGAAUAUAUUGAGUCCGAGAACUUGAAUAAUGUUGACGAUGCUGAUUCUCUUCUCCAGUCGGUCCUAGCUGGUCUUGACUCCAAGGAUUGGAUAUCAGUCUGUGACGCUCUUAAUAAUGUUCGUCGCCUUUCUUUAUUCCACAAGGAAGCAAUGCUGCAUCUGCUCGAAAAAGUGAUCCCACUCGUCGUGAAAUCGCUGAAAAAUCCUAGAAGCGCCGUAUGCAAAACCGCUUGCAUGACAUCUGCGGACAUCUUCAGUGCAUAUAACGACCAUAUAACAGAUCUGUUGGAUUCUCUGCUUACUCAACUCCUCCUCAAAUCAUCCCAAGACAAAAGGUUUGUCUGCGAGGCAGCAGACAAAGCUUUAACAUCAAUGACAAGCUACGUUUCCCCAACUUUGCUAUUACCAAAGCUGCAGCCUUGUCUCAAGAACAGGAAUCCUCGGAUCCGCGCAAAAGCGUCAUUAUGCUUUUCCCGAAGUGUACCCCGACUGGGCGUUGAAGGUAUUAAAGAAUAUGGAAUCGACAAACUAGUUCAGGCGGCCGCGUCUCAGCUUAGUGAUCAGCUCCCUGAGUCCCGCGAGGCUGCACGGGCCGUCCUACUGGAACUUCAGACCGUGUAUAAAAAUGCUCAUCCUCUCAUCAAACCUGAGACUGCGUCAUCAUCAUCACCAUCGCAAGAGGAAGAGCAAACCCCAGAGGCAGAGUCAAUUACUUGGGAGAUCUUCUGCCAGUCAAAGCUGUCGGCUCUAAGCGCACAAGCCGUUCUUCGUGUCACAAAUGCUGUGGCGGUGACUACUCGGGAGGGUUUGGUUACUACAGGUUCAUCUUCUUCAUCACAGUUAUAAGCCUUCUCUACUACUUUUUUUGGAUUGUCUUUUUAAACUGUCUGCUACGGAUCAUACGGUUACAUGGUAUUCUCCGGCCGUGACCCACCAAAUUGGCAAAUUAUGGAUUGAAAAAGAGAGUAAAAACCGGUUAUCAAAAUCUUGGUUAAAUUUCUUUUUUCUUUUUGGGA